Molecule: messenger RNA, 170 nt
Organism: Phycomyces blakesleeanus NRRL 1555(-)
Lineage: Eukaryota; Fungi; Mucoromycota; Mucoromycetes; Mucorales; Phycomycetaceae
Product: GATA-type zinc finger transcription factor
Exons: 1
Biological process (GO): positive regulation of transcription by RNA polymerase II; negative regulation of transcription by RNA polymerase II
Molecular function (GO): zinc ion binding; DNA-binding transcription factor activity, RNA polymerase II-specific; RNA polymerase II cis-regulatory region sequence-specific DNA binding
Source: RefSeq, a predicted model, not a curated record
GGAGAAGUCAAGUGUACUAAUUGCGAGACAACAAACACUCCACUCUGGCGACGCAACCCAAAGGGAGAUCCAUUGUGCAAUGCGUGUGGAUUGUUUCUCAAGCUGCAUGGCACCGUUAGACCUCUCAGUUUAAAGACAGACGUGAUCAAGAAGCGCAACCGCAUCAGUAA